UCAUAGAUAUAUUUUUUAAAACUUAUUUUAUUUAACAGCAAAUAAUAUGCACAUUAAUUAACAAUUUGCAACAGAGAAAACAGAAAGGAAAAAGAAACGUUAAAAAGAAAGUUGCACGUAACAUCUGAACAUUUUUAAACAUUUCACACCAAAGAGUUUCCAUUUCCUGUUUGUUCCAACUUUGCAGACUUAUCGUCUUUCAAUAUGGAUUUUAUUAUUUCUUUAAUACCCGAGAGCAUUAAGUCUAUCCCGGUUCAUAUGGAUUUUGAAGGACAGAAGAGAGCAGAGAAAACAUUCCAAAUCAUAAUAGUACUUUUUGGGUUUGUGGGUUUCAUAUGGGGAUACAUCUGUCAGCAGUUUUCACAGACUAUGUAUAUUCUUAUUGCUGGCUUUGCAUUGUCUUGUCUGUUAACGCUGCCCCCAUGGCCCAUGUAUAGGAAGAAACCUCUGCAGUGGCAGAAACACAAAGUUGAGAGCGAGACAGAUACUACAACACCUAGUCAACAGAAAUCAAAGAAGAAGAAAUAAACAUAACAUGUAUAACAUUGUGUCACCUGUUCAUGACAUUAAACAUAGAAACAUC
Messenger RNA from Gigantopelta aegis, 583 nucleotides. RefSeq names its product signal peptidase complex subunit 1-like. The record is from RefSeq and is a predicted model, not a curated record. Gene Ontology annotation, biological process: protein targeting to ER. Lineage: Eukaryota; Metazoa; Mollusca; Gastropoda; Neomphalida; Peltospiridae. Bases 205 to 528 code for a protein of 107 amino acids. The transcript is spliced from 4 exons. Gene Ontology annotation, cellular component: signal peptidase complex; endoplasmic reticulum membrane.